This is a messenger RNA of Hemicordylus capensis (graceful crag lizard), 1176 nucleotides long. Its product is annotated as metabotropic glutamate receptor 7-like. Bases 414 to 1025 code for a protein of 203 amino acids. The record is from RefSeq and is a predicted model, not a curated record. Gene Ontology annotation, biological process: G protein-coupled glutamate receptor signaling pathway; regulation of synaptic transmission, glutamatergic. The transcript has 2 exons. Gene Ontology annotation, molecular function: group III metabotropic glutamate receptor activity. NCBI's taxonomy places the organism in Eukaryota, Metazoa, Chordata, Lepidosauria, Squamata, Cordylidae. Gene Ontology annotation, cellular component: membrane.
GAGAGCGCGAGCGAGCGAGCAGGCGGGAGGCGGAGAGGAGCCGACCGAGCAUUUAAAGCGACAGCCCAGCCUCCCCCUCGCCCAGUGCUGAGCCGCGGGAGGAAGGCAAAGCCAUCGCGGGCGACCGGGAAGCAAGCAGGGAAGCGGGCGGGCGGGCAGGCAGGCGCGCCUCUGGAGCUGGACUUCCCCCGCCCCUGGGGGAAUCCUCGAGCAGCCUGCAGGCAAGGAGGGAGCGCGGAGGCGCCCGGCGGGACCCCUGCCGCCUGGCACUGCUUGCGGCGGGCUGGGCUGGGCUGAGCCGACGAGGGGCGGCGGCGGCAGCAACAUCCUCCCCGGCUCCUGGCGCUGCUGCUGCUGCUCUCCCUCCUGCUCCUCCUCCUCCUUCCUGCUCCUCGUCCCGCUGAGUCCCGAUCAUGCUCCUCCAUCCCAGGAGGCUCCGGCAGCUGCUGACUUGGGUGAAGUUGCCCGGCUGGUGGUGCCUGCUGGUGGAGUUUCUGCUGGCGGCGGCGGGGGCGGCGGCGGCCGCGCAGGGCCAGGAGAUGUACGCGGCGCCGCACUCCAUCCGCCUGGAGGGGGACCUGACGCUGGGGGGGCUCUUCCCGGUGCACGCCAAGGGGCCCGCCGGCCUGCCGUGCGGCGACAUCAAGAAGGAGAACGGCAUCCACCGCCUGGAAGCCAUGCUCUACGCCCUCGACCAGAUCAACAGCGACCCCGAGCUGCUGCCCAACGUCACCCUCGGCGCCCGCAUCCUGGACACCUGCUCCAGGGACACCUACGCGCUGGAGCAGUCGCUCACCUUCGUCCAGGCGCUCAUCCAGAAGGACACCUCCGACGUGCGCUGCACCAACGGCGAGCCGCCCGUCUUCGUCAAGCCCGAGAAAGUGGUGGGGGUCAUCGGCGCCUCGGGCAGCUCCGUCUCCAUCAUGGUCGCCAACAUCCUCAGGCUCUUCCAGGGGACUCCAGCCUGGGGAAAAGAAGCAGGGGGGACCGUGGGGCGAGGAGGACAGAACCACGAAUUCACCUAGAUUUCACAAAACCUUUAGGACGUCUUGUACCCGUUUCUGAGCAACUUCCAAUCUGAAUGCAAGCUUUCCCCAUCCUAAUGGGAUGAUAUAUAAACGAGAACAAAAGUUUCCUGAUUAGGACCAAAGAUCAGGGCGCCUGGUCAUUUUCUCA